GAAAAAGUAAUACUUACAACUGGGUUUAUCAAUCUGGGUCUGUUGAUCAUACUCUCUUCUGCUCGCUCUCUCUCUCUCUCUCUCUCUCUGUCUUUCAAGAUGUGUGACUCGCUCUCUUUAGUUUGCCUCAAUUUUAAAACGUCUCUCACCAUCUAAUCUUCCGAUCCUCCACCACCAUGUUAGGCGGUGAAGGCGACGCGCCGCUGCAACCGCCGGAAAACGGGGGUGAAUUUCUCCUCAAAAUGCUACGAAAACCUCCCCAUCAACACCAAACGCCCCUUCAACCACCACCAUACGCAGUCACCGGAGUUUCACCGCCAACACCAUCACCACCUACGCCAGAGUCACUUACUCACGAUCCUGCCGUCGCAGCAGUGGGCCCCACCCUUCCCUUCCUGCCAUUCCCAUCCAACAACGGUCACGAUCUUCCCUACCACCCUCCUUGGCCCCAAUUGCCUCCGUUCGCACCACACAACUACUUCAUCCGAGGACCUCCCCAAAACCCUAAUUCAAAUCCUAAUUGGCCCUCUCCGCCUCCGCUUCCGCUUCCGCUUCCGCUUCCGCCUGGGUUCAAUCAGACUCAUCAUCACCAACCUGUCCAACUCAAUCACCAAUUAUUCGGCGAUGACAUCCGAAAGCUAGGAUUUUCUGGUACGAAUCCUAGACCUAUCUCAACUCAUCAGCAAGAACAUAAACUCAUGUUUGGAUCAUUGCCUUGUGAAAUUCGAAACAAUGAGGGGGUAUCAAAUGGCAGUUCACAUGAUAAUUUAGUUACAAGGGCUAAAAUAGAGGGUUUAUUGUCGAAAGAAAGAGAUAUCAGUGUAGGAGAUAGAAGAUUGAAUGGUGUGGACAAUGAGUUUCGCAAUUCUGUCGAUUUGAGUCGGGAUCCGCCAGCGAAUUCGCGUGCAUCUCGGAAUCACGAGCAAGAACGGAGAGGAAGUGGUGGCAGUGGAUCUGAUAGACAUCAGCAUGGAGGUAAUUAUAGCACAAUGGCGCCAUCACGGGAAGUGAGGCGACCCCCACCUGGUUUUUCUGGCAAGCAAAAGCAAAAGGAUGCAGUGAAUCGGGAGUCUAGGAAUAGGAGGAGAAGUUUUGAGCAUAAUGUGGAUAGGGAAAGGGGUCGUUUUGGUGAACCUCAUCGCAUGAGUUUUACUUCAAAUGCUGAGAAUGAUAGAGAAGGAAAAUUGUCAUCUGGUCAUUUGAAAGCUCGUGGCAAUGUAUUGGAUGGUUUGGGGCUUACUCGUCAGCUUGAUUCCCCUGGCCCACCAACAGGAAGUAAUCUUCAUUCCGUUUCGGUGUCUGAUAUUGAAGAGUCUCUGUUGGAAUUGCAUGGUGAAAUUGGUGAAGAUGGGGACAAAGUUCGGAGGCAGGACAAGAUGAAGAAGGAUGGUGGUAGAAGACGCCUUGAAUUGGAUGAUUUUGGUGAACAGCUUAUGGGGUCUUUAGCACCUGAAGAUGAAUUGGACGACAAAAAUGAUAAAAGGAAACAUAAAAGUUCUCGUGAAAAGGGUUACAGAUCAGAUAUGAGAGGACAAAACAUUCUUGGCCAGAGGAUGAGAAACUUCAAGAGACAGAUUGAAUGUCGAGCUGACAUAAACAGGCUAAAUGCUCCUUUUCUUGCAAUUUAUGAAUCCCUAAUACCAGCAGAGGAAGAAAAAGCAAAGCAGAAGCAAUUGUUAACAUUAUUGGAGAAUCUUGUUAGCAAAGAAUGGCCUGAAGCUCAGUUGUAUCUUUAUGGAUCAUGUGCUAACUCAUUUGGGGUUUCAAAAUGUGAUAUUGAUGUUUGCCUUGCAAUUAAGGAUACAGAUGUUGACAAAUCUGAGAUCUUGUUGACAUUGGCAGAUAUACUGCAGUCGAAUAAUCUACAGAAUGUCCAGGCACUUACACGCGCUAGGGUCCCCAUAGUGAAGCUUAUGGAUCCAGUGACUGGAAUCUCUUGUGAUAUAUGCAUAAACAACAUAUUGGCUGUUGUAAAUACAAAACUUCUCCGGGAUUACGCACAAAUAGACGUGAGAUUGCGACAAUUGACUUUUAUUGUGAAACACUGGGCCAAAUCAAGAGGAGUAAAUGAAACUUACCAAGGAACACUUUCUAGCUAUGCGUAUGUUCUAAUGUGCAUUCAUUUCUUACAACAGCGUAAACCUGCUAUCCUUCCAUGUUUACAGGAAAUGGAGAAAACUUAUGUGGUAAAUAUUGAAAACGUUGAGUGUGCCUAUUUUGAUCAAGUUGAGAAACUUCAUGAUUUCGGAUGCGGUAAUAAUGAAAGCAUUGCUCAGUUGGUAUGGGCAUUCUUCAAUUACUGGGCGUAUUGUCAUGAUUAUGCCAAUGAUGUUAUAUCUAUUCGCACAGGAAGUGUUCUCAGCAAGCGAGCCAAAGACUGGACUAGGAGGAUUGGGAAUGAUCGUCAUCUGAUAUGCAUAGAGGAUCCCUUUGUGAUGUCUCACGAUCUAGGUCGAGUGGUGGACAAAUAUAGCAUAAAAGUCCUGCGGGAGGAAUUUGAAGUUGCUGCAGAAAUUAUGCAAUAUGCUCCUGAUCCUUGUGUAAAACUUUUUGAACCCUAUGUUCCUAGUUAACUCGCAUAUUUUGUUGAGUAUUUAUAGCGUUUUGGCUCUGCCUGUGAAUUCCCUCUCUAUCUAUCUUGGUUGCCCUUUAAUUAUAUAUAAUGUAUUUAGGGUAUUCGACUUCUACCCCAGUUGUAAAGAAAUGUUUUGUAGAGCUUUACAAGUUCCUCAAGGUUUCCAUAUACUGCCUUUUUGCCC
This is a messenger RNA of Cornus florida, 2759 nucleotides long. Its product is annotated as UTP:RNA uridylyltransferase 1-like. The transcript is spliced from 6 exons. Gene Ontology annotation, molecular function: RNA uridylyltransferase activity. Bases 177 to 2573 code for a protein of 798 amino acids. The record is from RefSeq and is a predicted model, not a curated record. Lineage: Eukaryota; Viridiplantae; Streptophyta; Magnoliopsida; Cornales; Cornaceae.